Messenger RNA from Aspergillus heteromorphus CBS 117.55, 1326 nucleotides. RefSeq lists its product as uncharacterized. The record is from RefSeq and is a predicted model, not a curated record. Lineage: Eukaryota; Fungi; Ascomycota; Eurotiomycetes; Eurotiales; Aspergillaceae. Bases 189 to 1241 code for a protein of 350 amino acids. The transcript has a single exon.
CGCUCUCUUCCUCCCACAGCCCUGCCACCCCCCCUACCCUACUAUGUCCAGAUAACCCCGUCCGUUGACCAUCUCCAUCCCACCCACUCGGAUCGGACCCCCCGGGCCUGUCGAACGAACUGUUUGUCCUGUUGCCAGCAUCAGAAUCCUCGAAUCUCUGAGUCAUCCAUCACCCAUCAGCCAUCACAAUGUUCGAGGACUUCUCCUUCUCGUCCCCCUCGUCGACCAGGCCCUCGCGCCUGGCCCUCGACGGCGAGGACCGCCGCAUGGCGGAUAGCGACAGCGCCCUGAUCUCCCCCAUGUCGUCGCGCUGUCCCUCUCCGCGAUCCCAGCGGUUCUCCCGGGCGGUGCCUCGUUCGCGAUCCUCCUACUUCCGGUCCGGUCAGCAACAGCAACAGCAGCCGCCGACCUCCGUCCCCUUCUCCGCCUACGAUCACAAGCGGCUCUCGAUCAGCACCCUGACCCGGAAACUGCACGAGCACACCCUCCAGAACCCUUACGCCAACGGCGGCGAGGAGAACAACAGCCGCUUCGACUGUCCGGCAUCCCCGACCCCCUCAGACCUAUCCCUGAAUACCGGUGGCAGCAGCGGCGGCGGCGGCAGCAGCAGCAGCAUCUCCAGCAAAUUCCCGGGCUACGUCUUGACCCCGCCGGACACCGACCACGACGAUGAGUCGCUGACCUCGGGGUCGCUCUCCCCGUCGCCUUUCCUCAGCCCCACCUCCAUCCCCGCCGACUUCCCCCCCCUCGCCGACCCCAUGGACCUGUCUGCCAUCCCCGAGCAAGAAGACGCCUGGCACGUCCGCUCCCAACGCCAGCAGAUCUCCCGGCUGCAAUGCAACCAGUCCGACAUCGAGUCCAUCCGCCGCGCUCUUGUCUCCGACGACGAGAUCAUGCGCUCCGCCAUGUCUCUCGACUCCCUCUGCGAAGACGACUGCCACCCCAGCUCCAUCCCCCCGCAGUCCUCCCCGCGCAGACGCGCCCUCACACUCUCCCGGAACCGCUUCCGCAAUACCCAGCCCGCAUCGGACUCCUCUUCGGGGGCGGUGUCCGUGUCCGAGCCCCGUUCCCGCCGGAAGAGCAGCGUCUCGUCGCAUCGCAUUGAGAAGAACUACCACUGUCCGUCAACCCGGGAGCUGCGCAAGAAGAGUGAACAGGGCUUGAGACGGAAGAGUCUGGUCAGUGCGGCUUUGGCGUCAAUGGUGGAGCCGGUUCCGGAUGAGGAGGAUGAGGAGGAAUGAUUCGAUUGAUCCCAGUCGAGUCGAGUCUCUCCUUCCUUUUGGUUUCCUCUUGAACUUUCUUCCAUCUCUCUUUCCUCAACUUUCU